GCGGCGGGGAGAUCGCGCCGCGCAACCCGCAGAGGCGCUGCGGCCGGUGCAGCCCCGAAGGCCCCGCGCUGAGAAGGCUGCGGAGGAGAAGAGGCCGGAUUGUCGCCCGCCGCCGCGGCCCCCCACCCCGCCGCCGCCGCCGCCGCCGCCGCCCCCCCUGCCCGCGGCGCCGCAUCUUGAAUGGAAACAUGGCGGUGCCGGCUCGGACCUGCGGCGCCUCUUGGCCCGGCCUGGCGCUGACCGCGCGCCCCUGGCCGGGCAGCGGUUCCCGGCUCGGCCCCGGCACCGGACGCCCGGCGUCCGGGCUCUUGCUGCUGCUGUCGUCGCUGCUGCUUCUACCGCUCCUCGCCGCCCCCGGCGCCUCCGCCUACAGCUUCCCCCAGCAGCACACGAUGCAGCACUGGGCCCGGCGCCUGGAGCAGGAGGUUGAUGGUGUAAUGCGGAUUUUUGGAGGCGUCCAGCAGCUCCGUGAGAUCUACAAGGACAACCGGAACCUGUUUGAGGUUCAGGAGAACGAGCCUCAGAAGUUGGUGGAGAAGGUGGCAGGGGACAUCGAGAACCUGCUGGACAGGAAGGUGCAAGCCCUGAAGAGAUUGGCCGAUGCUGCGGAGAACUUCCAGAAAGCCCACCACUGGCAGGACAACAUCAAAGAGGAAGACAUCAUGUACUAUGACUCCAAGGCUGAUGCUGAGCUGGACGACCCUGAGAGUGAGGAUGUGGAAAGGGGGUCCAAGGCCGGCACCCUAAGACUGGACUUCAUCGAUGACCCAAACUUCAAGAACAAGGUCAACUAUUCAUACACAGCUGUGCAGAUCCCCACGGACAUCUACAAAGGCUCCACUGUCAUCCUCAAUGAGCUCAACUGGACGGAGGCCCUGGAAAAUGUGUUUAUGGAGAACCGCAGGCAAGACCCCACGCUGCUGUGGCAGGUCUUUGGCAGCGCCACAGGAGUCACCCGCUACUAUCCAGCCACCCCUUGGCGAGCCCCCAAGAAGAUUGACCUGUAUGACGUCCGAAGGAGACCCUGGUAUAUCCAGGGGGCCUCAUCGCCCAAGGACAUGGUCAUCAUCGUGGACGUGAGCGGCAGCGUGAGCGGCCUGACCCUGAAGCUGAUGAAGACGUCCGUCUGUGAGAUGCUGGACACGCUCUCUGAUGAUGACUAUGUCAACGUGGCCUCGUUCAACGAGAAGGCACAGCCUGUGUCAUGCUUCACACACCUGGUGCAGGCCAAUGUGCGUAACAAGAAGGUGUUCAAGGAAGCUGUGCAGGGCAUGGUGGCCAAGGGCACCACGGGCUACAAGGCCGGCUUUGAGUAUGCCUUUGACCAGCUGCAGAAUUCCAACAUCACUCGGGCCAACUGCAAUAAGAUGAUCAUGAUGUUCACGGAUGGCGGCGAGGACCGCGUGCAGGACGUCUUUGAGAAGUACAAUUGGCCCAACCGGACGGUGCGCGUAUUCACUUUCUCCGUGGGACAACAUAACUAUGAUGUCACACCCCUACAGUGGAUGGCCUGUGCCAACAAAGGUUACUAUUUUGAGAUCCCUUCCAUCGGAGCCAUCCGCAUCAACACGCAGGAAUAUCUAGACGUGUUGGGCAGGCCCAUGGUGCUGGCGGGCAAGGAGGCCAAGCAGGUGCAAUGGACCAACGUGUAUGAGGAUGCGCUGGGGCUGGGGUUGGUGGUAACAGGGACCCUCCCUGUUUUCAACCUGACACAGGAUGGCCCUGGGGAAAAGAAGAAUCAGUUGAUCCUGGGUGUGAUGGGUAUCGACGUGGCUCUGAAUGACAUCAAGAGGCUGACUCCCAACUACACGCUUGGAGCCAACGGCUACGUGUUUGCCAUUGACCUGAACGGCUAUGUGUUGCUGCACCCCAAUCUCAAGCCCCAGACCCCCAACUUCCGGGAGCCUGUGACUCUGGACUUCCUGGAUGCGGAGCUGGAGGAUGAGAACAAGGAGCAGAUCCGUCGCAGCAUGAUCGAUGGCAACAAGGGCCACAAGCAGAUCAGAACAUUGGUCAAGUCCCUGGAUGAGAGAUACAUAGAUGAGGUGAUACGGAACUACACCUGGGUACCUAUAAGGAGCACCAACUACAGCCUAGGGCUGGUGCUUCCACCCUACAGCACCUUCUACCUCCAAGCCAACCUCAGCGACCAGAUCCUGCAGGUCAAGUUGCCAAUCAGCAAACUGAAGGAUUUUGAGUUCCUGCUCCCCAGCAGCUUUGAGUCUGAAGGACAUAUUUUCAUUGCUCCCAGAGAGUAUUGCAAGGACCUGAAUGCCUCAGACAACAACACCGAGUUCCUGAAGAACUUCAUUGAGCUCAUGGAGAAAGUGACUCCAGACUCGAAGCAGUGCAAUAACUUCCUUCUGCACAACCUGAUCUUGGACACAGGCAUCACACAGCAGCUGGUGGAGCGCGUGUGGCGGGACCAAGAUCUCAACACGUACAGCCUGCUGGCCGUGUUUGCUGCCACUGAUGGGGGCAUCACCCGUGUCUUCCCCAACAAGGCAGCUGAGGACUGGACAGAGAACCCUGAGCCCUUCAAUGCCAGCUUCUACCGCCGUAGCCUGGAUAACCACGGUUAUGUCUUCAAGCCCCCACACCAGGAUGCCCUGUUAAGGCCCCUGGAGCUGGAGAACGACACAGUGGGCAUCCUCGUCAGCACAGCUGUGGAGCUCAGCCUAGGCGGGCACACAAUAAGACCAGCAGUGGUGGGCGUCAAGCUGGACCUAGAAGCUUGGGCUGAGAAGUUCAAGGUGCUAGCCAGCAACCGUACCCACCAGGAUCAGCCUCAGAAGCAGUGCGGCCCCAGCAGCCACUGUGAGAUGGACUGCGAGGUUAACAAUGAGGACCUACUCUGUGUCCUCAUUGAUGAUGGGGGAUUCCUGGUGCUGUCGAACCAGAACCAUCAGUGGGACCAGGUUGGCAGGUUCUUCAGUGAGGUGGAUGCCAACCUGAUGCUGGCACUCUACAAUAACUCCUUCUACACCCGCAAGGAGUCCUACGACUAUCAGGCAGCCUGUGCCCCCCAACCCCCUGGCAACCUGGGCACCGCACCCCGGGGUGUUUUUGUGCCCACCAUUGCAGAUUUCCUUAACCUGGCCUGGUGGACCUCUGCUGCAGCAUGGUCCUUGUUCCAACAGCUUCUCUAUGGCCUCAUCUACCACAGCUGGUUCCAAGCAGACCCCGCGGAGGCCGAGGGGAGCCCCGAGACACGCGAGAGCAGCUGCGUCAUGAAACAGACCCAGUACUACUUCGGCUCAGUGAACGCCUCCUACAACGCCGUCAUCGACUGCGGAAACUGCUCCAGGCUGUUCCACGCGCAGAGACUGACCAACACCAAUCUUCUCUUCGUGGUGGCCGAGAAGCCGCUCUGCAGCCAGUGUGAGGCUGGCCGGCUGCUGCAGAAGGAGACACACUCGGACGGCCCGGAGCAGUGUGAGUUGGUGCAGAGACCGCGGUACCGCAGAGGCCCGCACAUCUGCUUCGACUACAACGCAACGGAAGAUACCUCAGACUGUGGCCGUGGAGCCUCCUUCCCGCCGUCGCUGGGCAUCCUGGUCUCUCUACAGCUGCUGCUCCUCCUGGGCCUGCCGCCCCGGCCACAGCCUCAAGUCCAUGCACAUGCCUCUCGCCGCCUCUGAGCGCCCCACUCCACCCUCACCUCCACCCCGGCCUCCUCGCCUCUCCCUCACCCUCCUGCCCCACACUCCCCGCCUAGAGCCUCGUCCCUCCCUCACUGAAGGACCUGAACUCGCCAGGCCCCGAGAAUCUGCACCUUUGGGUGGGGGAGUCCUAAAGGAGAGCACCACUGGUCUUUGGCAUCCAAGCCACGUCUCACUGCUGAACUGUCCAAGUGUUCCCAGCUUCCCACUGGAUUUAUCCCAGUGGGCUGGGACAGAGAGGCCACGUGUAUUGAUGCCAAACCAGGCCCCCGCUGCCUGCCCUGCCUGUAGGUUCCCUCUGUGUGAGGGACCCUGCCUCAGCUGGACUUCUGUAGCCCAGCCCUUCUCCCCACCCAAACCCAAACCUGGUUUCCCUGAAAAUAAUGGAGGAAGGUGAGAUGGGCAAUUUGAGGCCUGUGCAUCCCAGCAUAAAUCCUGGCAGGACAGAGGUCUUAUGGCAGUCCCCCAUGGACUCCUGCCCCUCAGGCCUACGGCCAUGUUCCCCUCACCCAAAGCCCUGCAGGUGUCAGAACAGUCAGUGGCAUCAGUUUAGACACAACCCCAUAAACACCUGGAACCCUGAGGGUAGAAACUGGACUUACAUUAGACAUACUUCAGAGGGUACACAUACAAACACAGACACACACACCAUGGGGUGGGGGCUCACAAACACAAAGCCUUACACGGGGCAGGGGGUUGGUGGGAGGGUUGGUAUCUGCACACUUCAUCUGCUCACCACCUGCCUCUAAUCUGAGCUGCAGCCCAGCUGGUCCUCCAUCUCUAAAGCUGAAUGUCAAACAGUGCCAAAUGCUGGGGCAGGGGGUGAAGACCCCUCUGUCCUACCCCUAGCCACCAGUGUCCCCCAAGUGCCCCUCACCCUGCCAGGUGCUCAGUAUAACCAUUUCUCACUAGUAUCAGGCCCCCAGUGGGACUACAUGCCACUGCCUGCACCCCUCAGCAGAGGAACCCCCAGCAGACAUCGCCCUUUGCCUUAGCAGGGGUGACUUGGUCUCUCCUGGCUGGGCCAUCUCACACCCAAUCUGGCCCUUACACACUCAGGCCUGUGCCCACUCCCUAUCUCCUUCCCACUCACUCACACACACACUCACACUCCUGUCCCCAGGAGGCCAAACUGCCCCUCCCCUGCUGAACACACACUUGCACACACAUACACAUGCACACACACACUCUGUACACACAGAGGCUGGGCCCCAGCACAUCUCUUCACAUCAUUCAUUCUGGUCGUUUCCCCCAAAGGCAUCCCUGCCUGGGGGACCAGUGGGAGAGUGAGGGCAGCGGGGGAUGGAGCCAUGGGGCUCAGAUGGACUGGGAGGAGGGGGGAGGGUGAUGCAUUAAUUAAUGGCUUCGUUAAUUAAUGUAAUGUUGCUUGUUGCUUUCUCAGUGUGUGUGUAUGGUCCAUGCCUUCUGCUGGUGCCAUGGUGGACGUCCAUGAUGUGCACCUGGCCUGGAUGCUGGUUGUGUCCUGCGGGGGCAUGUGUGUAACUGUAGUGUAGUCAGGUGCUCAAUGGAGAAUAUAAAAAUAAAAAAGAAACAAACAUAUACAGAAAAAUAAAUAUAUAAUUUAAGUUUUAAAAACAGAAGAACAGACAAAAUAAUCCCCAUCAGGUAGUUGUCCAACCCCCUGCUGGGUCUGAUCCUUCUCAUUGCCCACCUGACCUGGCUGUCCCCUCACCUUGGGCUGGGGGACUAGGGGGGGCCAUUUCUUUUUCUCUGCCCUUUUUUUUUUUUGUUGUUGUUGCUCUAUUUUGUACAGACAAGUCAGAAAAACAACAGCGACAAAAAAGUCAAGAAACUUUGUAAAAUAUUGUGUGUGUGAUUCCUUGUAAAAUAUUUUCAAAUGGUUUAUUACAA
Molecule: messenger RNA, 5534 nt
Organism: Cynocephalus volans (Philippine flying lemur)
Lineage: Eukaryota; Metazoa; Chordata; Mammalia; Dermoptera; Cynocephalidae
Gene: CACNA2D2
Product: calcium voltage-gated channel auxiliary subunit alpha2delta 2
Exons: 39
Coding region: 189-3641 (1150 amino acids)
Cellular component (GO): voltage-gated calcium channel complex
Molecular function (GO): voltage-gated calcium channel activity
Source: RefSeq, a predicted model, not a curated record